AUGACCGUGGUAAAGGUCGGUGCGCCCAAUUUGGAGGGAGAAUAUGAGGCCUUCCUUGAGGAAUUGCAGUGUGCUCUGUCUGAAGUGCCGAAUACAGAGUCCCUCAUACUGAUGGGCGAUUUUAAUGAGCAUGUCGGAGUAGACGCUGAAAACUGCAACGGUGAGAUUGGGAAAACCGGCCCUAGCGACCUCAGAAAUAACGGCAUCAAGUACUUUGCGCUUUUGUACAAACAACGGACUGUCCAUUAUGAACACCUUCUUCGAGCAUCGAAAAGUGCACCUAGUACCGGGAAGCUUGUGCACAGAAGUCGAUGA
Soboliphyme baturini is the source of this 315-nucleotide messenger RNA. Lineage: Eukaryota; Metazoa; Nematoda; Enoplea; Dioctophymatida; Soboliphymatidae. The record is from the annotation of a GenBank genome assembly.